UCCGCAACUAUGUGCCUAGCGUGCUGCACAUAUUUUCCAGUUAGUUGGUGUCAGUAGAUGUCAGUUGCUUAGUAGGUGUUAGACAGUGCAUAUGCGAGGAUGUCGGCGAAUGAGAACGAGCUUAAUACGAUGACGACGACGACCGCCACAACGGUCACGAUGCCCGCCACAACCACCACGACGCCCGCGACAGCCACGACGGCCACGAUAGCGGUGUCUGAAAAAAUUACUGGGGCGACAUCGACGACGGCAGCGAUGGCCACGACGGCGACCGAACCAAUAACGUUAACAGUAAGUAUAAAAAUCUACGAGGGCAGUCUGAGAAGUUCUCGGCGCUGA
Messenger RNA from Harpegnathos saltator (Jerdon's jumping ant), 339 nucleotides. Its product is annotated as probable transcription-associated protein 1. The transcript has 3 exons. NCBI's taxonomy places the organism in Eukaryota, Metazoa, Arthropoda, Insecta, Hymenoptera, Formicidae. The coding region runs from base 100 to 339 and encodes 79 amino acids. The record is from RefSeq and is a predicted model, not a curated record.